Drosophila willistoni is the source of this 704-nucleotide messenger RNA. RefSeq names its product gametocyte-specific factor 1 homolog. NCBI's taxonomy places the organism in Eukaryota, Metazoa, Arthropoda, Insecta, Diptera, Drosophilidae. Bases 75 to 533 code for a protein of 152 amino acids. The transcript is spliced from 2 exons. The record is from RefSeq and is a predicted model, not a curated record.
UUGCUCUUGUUCCUCGAAAUUUUCUCGAUCAUCAGCAUUUUUCAUUUGAUCGCCGCCGCAAUUGGACAAAAAAUAUGUCUUUCAAUGAUUUUGUUACUUGUCCUCUAAAUAAAAGCCAUCGACUCCUGCGUGGACGCCUGGACACACAUCUAGUACGUUGUUGCCGAGCGCUUGACACUCAACAAAAGAAAAAGAUUGUUAUAUGUCCAUUUAAUGAAACACAUAGCGUGUCUGCUGCGAAAUUACUGGAUCAUAUCAAGAACAAGUGUACAAGCAAUGUUUCUAAUUUCGUGAAUGACAUGAAAGAGUUGGAAGAACCAAAGCCAUCCUUAAAAGGAGUGGAUAAUGUACCUCCAAAAACAGCUGAAUGCGAGGAUGACUGGGAUCUGGAGCCCGAUGUAGGAACCUAUAAACCGUUACACAAUUGUGAUGACAAAUUGGUUGUUCGUUCCAUGAAGGGACAAUCGCGUGCUGUACGCCAAGACUUCAUUUAUAACGAGCGUUGUCGAUUUGCCGAAUUGAAGGACAAAUAGACGAGGGAAAUAUAUGUAUCGCUCAGCUGAGCGUUCAUUCGAGCUAGAAAUGAUGUAUAAUGAAUUCGUUAUGGUUAUUUUAAUUGCCCGCGAGCGCAAAAGUAUAGGCCAUCUCGCUCUUUUUCACAAUCUUUUUGUACUAAAGUAAAAAGACAUUUUGAUAAAUUUUAA